Messenger RNA from Penicillium cataractarum, 1125 nucleotides. Its product is annotated as putative L-serine dehydratase. Bases 1 to 1125 code for a protein of 374 amino acids. The record is from RefSeq and is a predicted model, not a curated record. NCBI's taxonomy places the organism in Eukaryota, Fungi, Ascomycota, Eurotiomycetes, Eurotiales, Aspergillaceae. Gene Ontology annotation, molecular function: L-serine ammonia-lyase activity; threonine deaminase activity. The transcript is spliced from 3 exons. Gene Ontology annotation, biological process: L-serine catabolic process; L-threonine catabolic process.
AUGGACACUUCCCUUAAGAAGCCCUGGAUCGAAACCCCACUAAUUGAAUCGGCCACCCUCUCCAAGCAAGCAGGAUGGCUUGGAAGCGAUAUACUAACCCUCUUCCCUAUCAGCCGCAUAUUCCUCAAACUAGAGCUCCUUCAACCCUCCGGUUCCUUUAAAUCGCGAGGAACCGGCAACUUAAUCCUCUCCGAACUCAAGUCCAAAACCAACAACACCAACACCAAAAAAGUCCACUUCUACAGCUCCUCUGGCGGAAACGCUGGUCUAGCCGCCGUCCACGCAGCCCGCGAUCUCGGCUGCGCCUGCACCGUGAUCGUCCCGCAUAGCACGAAGCCGCUAAUGAUAGCCAAACUUCGUGAUGCCGGUGCCACGGAGGUGAUUCAGCAUGGGGCGAGUUGGUUCGAGGCAGAUACGUUUCUGCGGCGGGAGUUUAUUGAGAAUCAACAUCUGGGAGUGGGAGAGGGGGAUAGUGUGAGUGGGACUGUCAAUGUUUAUGUGCCGCCGUUUGAUCAUCCGUUGGUUUGGGAGGGUGCUGGGAGUAUGGUUGGUGAGAUUGCGAGGCAGUUACCGGCCAGGGAGGAGGGUGUUUUUCCGGCGGAUGUGAUUGUGUGCAGUGUUGGUGGUGGUGGAUUGUUUAAUGGGGUUGUCGAUGGAUUGGAAAAGUAUAUCAAGGCUUCUUCUUCUUCGUCGUCAGGAAAGAGCGUACGCGUUCUCGCUGUGGAAACUCGCGGCGCAGACUCAUUGGCGCAUUCGCUUCGAGAAGGAAAACUCUCUUCUCUAUCUGCCAUUGAGUCGCAAGCUACCUCACUAGGUGCACUAUGCGUUGCUGAAAAGACUCUUUUCAACGCCGUGUCCCCGCCUAAGGGCAUCGAUGUCACCAGCGUUGUGGGUUCGGACGCUGAUGCUGCGAGGGGUGUGUUGCGGUUAGCGGAUGAGACUCGGUUGCAGGUGGAGUUGGCGUGUGGGAUUAGCUUGGAGGUUGCUGUUGGAGAAAAGUUGAAGGAAGUGAUUCCGGAUUUGAAGCCGGAGACGAGGGUUGUGGUUGUUGUUUGUGGAGGGAGUAAUAUCACAGCUGAGAUGAUGGCUGAGUAUAGAGCGAAGUUGCAGGAUGGGUGGGUUUGA